CCUCACUAUAAAGAUAAAUUUAAGAAGUUUUGUUUUUGUUUAUAAACUGUGUUUAUAAACGUGCAAUCACAAAAUAUAAUCAGAGAUCAGAGCAGAUAUAUAAUUAUUAAAAAACAUGGGUCGCAGAUAUUAUUGCGAGUAUUGUGAUAAAACAUUUAUUGACGUUUUGGAAGCUAGAAAAAAGCAUUUACAAAGUGCACAUCAUAUUAAAAUGAAGAAUUUGCAUUAUGAACUUUGCAAAGAACCUGCAGUAAUUUUACGAGAAGAAUUAUUAAAGACACCUUGUCGUAGAUAUUUUCAACAUGGGUCAUGCCAGUUCGAAAGUAGUUGUAAAUACACUCAUUACUCACCCGAGCAGUUAUGUGAAUUAAGGCAACAAGUGGAGCAAAUGGAGAUUUUAAAACAGAAAAAGGAAGAAGCUCAGUUAAAAAUUCCCUCUUUAGAAUCAUGGUUAGAAAAUUAUGAGAGGACACUGAACAAAGAGGAUGGUACUACGAUACACACUCCAUGGGUUUAUCCAGAAAUGCUAGAGCAUCGUCAUGAUUUACCUCCAUCUCUAAUAAAAUUUAGACCAGAACAUUUUCACGAUGAUGAAUUUGAGGAAUGGGGAAAAUAAUUUUAGCAUAAGAGUAUAAGAAUACACAAAUUUUCAUACUAUGUUUAUUUUCAAAUAUUUUUGUUCUAUGAAUAUAAGCAUUGGUAGUAAUUAUUAGAUAAAUGAGUAAAACAAAUCUGACAUUAAAGUAUAAAGUGAACAUUUUGACGGAGGAAUAUCUAGUUUUACAUAAUGUACAAAGAAAUAAAUAGUACAACUAAAAAUA
Messenger RNA from Sitophilus oryzae (rice weevil), 821 nucleotides. RefSeq names its product zinc finger matrin-type protein 5. The coding region runs from base 116 to 616 and encodes 166 amino acids. The record is from RefSeq and is a predicted model, not a curated record. Gene Ontology annotation, molecular function: zinc ion binding; nucleic acid binding. Lineage: Eukaryota; Metazoa; Arthropoda; Insecta; Coleoptera; Curculionidae. Gene Ontology annotation, cellular component: U12-type spliceosomal complex. The transcript has 3 exons.